Messenger RNA from Zasmidium cellare ATCC 36951, 2115 nucleotides. RefSeq lists its product as uncharacterized. Gene Ontology annotation, cellular component: mitochondrion; acetolactate synthase complex. Gene Ontology annotation, molecular function: flavin adenine dinucleotide binding; acetolactate synthase activity; magnesium ion binding. The transcript has 2 exons. Gene Ontology annotation, biological process: L-valine biosynthetic process. The record is from RefSeq and is a predicted model, not a curated record. Bases 1 to 2115 code for a protein of 704 amino acids. Lineage: Eukaryota; Fungi; Ascomycota; Dothideomycetes; Mycosphaerellales; Mycosphaerellaceae.
AUGUUCCAAUCCACCGCGGCCAAGAAGGCCAUCAAGACCCUCCCGCGCGCUCGCCGAUUCUCCACCACUCCAGCACCCGCUGCUAUCUCGCCCUACCGAAAACACUCGCCACAGACCCAAGCACAACAGCAACAAAAGCCAGCGCGAAGGAAUGUGUCAGAUACUGCCACACGAUCAGCACAAGCCGCGACAGCAGCGUCGCCGCAGCGUGCUGUGCCCAGUCCAGCCUUCAACCGCGAUGAGAAAAUUCGAGACGUUCAGCCUCUGCAGCCGUUCAGGCAGCCAGAGAUGGACCACAGUUUUGUGGGCAUGACGGGAGGCGAGAUAUUUCAUGAGAUGAUGCUCAGGCACGGCGUGAAGCAUGUCUUUGGAUACCCCGGUGGUGCUAUCUUGCCCGUGUUCGAUGCCAUAUACAACAGCGACAAGUUCAAUUUCAUUCUUCCCAGACAUGAGCAGGGUGCGGGACACAUGGCAGAGGGCUACGCUCGAGCUUCUGGCAAGCCGGGUGUGGUUGUCGUCACUUCUGGCCCAGGCGCUACAAACACUAUCACCCCGAUGCAGGAUGCUUUGAUGGAUGGCACUCCCAUGGUUGUGUUCAGCGGGCAGGUUGUGACCUCUGCGAUUGGAUCUGACGCCUUCCAAGAAGCCGACACAGUUGGCAUUUCAAGAGCGUGCACAAAGUGGAACGUAAUGGUCAAGAACGUGGCAGAGCUGCCCAGGAGGAUAAACGAGGCUUUCGAGAUUGCGACUUCAGGCAGACCAGGUCCAGUUUUGGUCGAUCUGCCCAAGGACGUCACAGGUGGAAAGCUCAACAGGCCUAUUCCCAUGGCAUCAACCCUCCCAACUCACCCCUCUGCAGCCACCAUGGCAGCACGUGAGCUGUCUUUGAAGCAGCUUGACGGCAGCAUUCGACGAUCGGCAAACUUGAUCAAUAUCGCAAAGAAGCCUGUGAUUUACGCUGGUCAGGGCGUCUUGGGUCAUCCAGAUGGGCCCAAGCUUCUGAAGGAGCUGUCUGAGAAAUCGCAAAUUCCAGUCACAACGACUUUGCAGGGACUUGGCGGAUUCGAUGAGCUUGACCCCAAGGCUCUCCACAUGCUGGGAAUGCAUGGUUCGGCAUACGCAAACAUGGCCAUGCAGGAAGCUGAUUUGAUCAUUGCUCUUGGUGGUCGUUUCGACGAUCGUAUCACUGGUGCCGUUGCUCGUUUUGCGCCUCAGGCACGUUUGGCAGCUUCGGAAGGCCGUGGUGGCAUCGUUCACUUCGACAUCAUGCCAAAGAAUAUUAACAAGGUCGUCCAGGCUACUGAGGCUGUUGAGGGCGACGUGACUGCUAACCUUGCUCUCCUUAUGCCCCACAUCGAAUCGAGAACUGAGGCAGAUAGGAAAUCGUGGUUUGACCAGAUCGCCGCCUGGAAAGAGCGAUUCCCGUGGGCAUAUGAGAAGGAGGACGGACCAGACGGCAAAAUCAAGCCCCAGACCGUCAUCACCACACUCUCAGACAUGACGGCUGACCGGAAAGAGGACACCAUCAUUGCGACUGGAGUUGGCCAACAUCAAAUGUGGGCAGCACAACACUUCCGAUGGCGGACGCCUCGCUCGAUGAUCACCUCAGGCGGUCUGGGAACGAUGGGUUACGGUCUCCCAGCAGCUAUUGGCGCCAAGGUUGCACAACCGGAUAAGCUCGUUAUCGACAUUGACGGAGAUGCAUCGUUCCUGAUGACUCAAACGGAGUUGGGCACCGCCGCUGAGUUCAACAUUGGCGUAAAGGUGAUUGUCCUGAACAACGAAGAGCAAGGCAUGGUCACGCAGUGGCAAUCUCUGUUCUACAACGAUCGAUUCGCGCACACUCACCAAAGGAAUCCGGACUUCGUGAAACUCGCAGAAGCAAUGUACGUUCCCGCCAGACGGACUACGAAGCUGGCGACUCUGAAGGACGACCUCGACUGGCUGAUCCGCGGCUCUGGUGACGGUCCAGCUUUCCUCGAGGUCGUGGUUGACCAGAAGGUGCCCGUCUUGCCCAUGGUUCCCGGUGGCAGCGCUCUGCACGAAUUUCUGGUGUACGACGAGGCAAAGGAGAAGGCGAGACGCCAAAAGACAAGAGAGCGAUCUGGGCGAUAA